Molecule: messenger RNA, 969 nt
Organism: Hypanus sabinus (Atlantic stingray)
Lineage: Eukaryota; Metazoa; Chordata; Chondrichthyes; Myliobatiformes; Dasyatidae
Gene: myf5
Product: myogenic factor 5
Exons: 3
Coding region: 56-817 (253 amino acids)
Biological process (GO): muscle organ development; positive regulation of myoblast differentiation; regulation of transcription by RNA polymerase II
Molecular function (GO): RNA polymerase II cis-regulatory region sequence-specific DNA binding; protein dimerization activity; DNA-binding transcription factor activity, RNA polymerase II-specific
Source: RefSeq, a predicted model, not a curated record
CGAGUCUGUGCAGGUCCUGAGUUUCACCGAAGCCUUUGUUUCGCUAUUAUUACAAAUGGAUAUCAUGGUCGACUGCCACUUUUCUCCUUCCGAUCUGUUCUCCGAUAAUUCUUGUCUGUCAUCGCCCGAGGAGGCGGACUUUGCCGAUGAUUCUGAGCAUGGCGCGUUAGUGUUUGGGGACCACAAGCUGAAGUCCCGUGGAACUGAAGAGGAGCAUAUCAAAGCACCAAAUGGCCAUCACCAGGCGGGCCACUGCCUGAUGUGGGCUUGCAAAGCUUGCAAACGCAAAAGCUCCAACACCGACAGGAGAAAGGCAGCUACCAUGAGAGAGAGGAGAAGACUGAAGAAAGUGAACCAGGCUUUCGAGACUCUGAAGAGAUGCACAAGCGCCAAUCCGAACCAGCGACUGCCCAAAGUGGAGAUCCUGAGGAACGCCAUCAGCUACAUCGAGAGCCUACAGGAACUUCUCAGGGAACAGGUGGCGAACUAUUAUAACCUCCCGGGCAAUGGCAAUUCGGAGCCGGGAAGCCCCACAUCAAAUUGUUCAGACGGAAUGAUGGUAUGUAACAGUCCCGUUUGGUCUAGAAGGAGCAUCAUCUCUGACCGCAUUUACUGUUCGGAAUUACAGAAUGUUUGUUCCAACAGCCGAGGCCUUGCUGUUUCCAGCUUGGACUAUCUGUCCAACAUAGUGGAGCGGAUUUCACCGUCCCCCGAGCGUUGUCUCCUUUCAGGACCGGAUGGAAGGACCACAUCCCCACAUGUCAGCGAUUCCUCGCAGCCUACAACUCCCAGCCAGCCAGUCUACCAUGUUCUUUAGAUCUUCAAUCAAUUCCAAAGCAAAUUAUAGCCCAUCACGUGGAUAUAAAGUUCAAUCAAAUAAAACUCUGCUAUAAACAGGAACUGUAUAUUUGUAAAUAAUGGUAUAUUCAUUAGUCGCUGUUAAAAUAAUUGUAUUUAAGAAUUAAAUAA